UGCAGAUACCGCAUGCGUCAAAGCUCUUGCGGGUGAGCCGGACGCCGUGGAAACGGGAGAAGUCAGCGGGUGAUGCCGGAGCCCCUGGGCCUCACCUGGCAUCAUAAUGUUGACAAGUAUGGAUUAAUUGCUUAGAAGCCAGCAGGAAGAAAGCUCAGAGACAGACAGCAAAGAGGGCACUGUGCUGGAGUAGUCAACGUGAGUCGCUUUGAAUUUCUGAACAGCAAUCUACUCUUUCUACUUCGUUUACAGGAUGCAUGUGAUAUUAAGAAAGGAGAAUCCUCGGAUGGAAAAUUCAAACAAAACAUCGGGUCAAGACCAGAACAGACCGUGUGACUCAUGCAGCCCCAGAGCUCUUCAGCGUUUGGAAAUGGAAGUGAGAAGGUCCAUUCUGGCAGGCAAGAAGACAUUUGUAUGCUCUGUGUGUGGGAGGGGCUUCACCCGUUCAUACACCCUGCUGAGACACCAGCGGAUUCAUACUGGGGAGAAGCCCUACACGUGCUCCAUGUGUGGAAAAGGAUUCACGCAGUCAACCCACCUCAUCGCACACCGACUUGUCCACACCGAUCAAAAGCCUAUUAAGUGUUCCGACUGCAAGAAGAGUUUCAAAAGCAGGGCUCAUCUGCUGAAACACCAGCACGUACACAGUGAGGACAGACCCUUUGCCUGCUCUGCUUGUGGAAAGGGAUUCACUUCUUCAUCCAACCUCACCGCGCACCAGCUCGUUCACACUGACCAGAGACCUUUUAAAUGUCCGGACUGUAAGAAGAGCUUUAAAAAGAGAAGUCACUUGCUGAAACACCAAAAGACUCACACUGGGGAGAGGCCGUUCAUCUGCACCGUGUGUGGGAAAGGAUUCACCCAGUCAUCCAACCUCACAGCACACCAACUGGUUCACACUGAUGAGAAACCUUUCACAUGUUUUGAAUGUGUAAGGGGCUUUAAGAGUAAGCAGGAACUGCUGAAACACCAGCGGACUCACAGUGGAGAGAGGCGCUUCACCUGCUCUCAGUGUGGGAAGGGAUUCACUGUAUCCGCUGACCUGCAAAGGCACCAGCGUGUUCACACCGGAGAGAAACCAUUCAACUGCACGCACUGUGGAAAAGCGUUCCGAUGUUCGACCAACCUUAUCAGGCACCAGCGAGUCCAUACAGGGGAGCGGCCCUUCUCCUGUUUGGAGUGCGGGAAAAGAUUCACUCUGUCAUCCUAUCUGCUGAGACACCAGCUGAUUCACACUGGGGAGAAGCCCUUCGCUUGCUCUUUAUGUGGGAAGGGAUUCACUCAGUCAUCCAGCCUGCUGCGACACCAGCAAGUUCACAAGUGACUGCAGCUUGUAUUUGACUGUACUGCUGUGGUUAUUCAUAACCAGGACAAAAUGCCUUUUGUCCUGAGAGUCUGGGUUGUUUCUGUUGCUUGUUUAUGUUGUUGCUGUAAGCGCGGGCUUGCUUUGAUAACAUCGUUGGACACCUUUGUGCAAUAUCCAUCUCAAUGUGUUUGAAAUGUUUUAUCUGUUAGCAUCUCUGAAAGUGUUGAACAAACUAUACUGCAUUUGGACUGAUUUGCAUGUAAUAUGUAAUGAUACCUCUAUGGAAGAAGACGGGAAAUUGAUUAAUUGGAUCGCCUGAUACAGGGAUCCCUUUGUAUAAGAGGUUGUGUUUCAUCUUUCUGACACCGUGCGGUCAGCUGACAUAACACAGGUGAAGAUUAGCAUUAGUGACACAGUAAUUAAAUCAAUAUUGGAAACUAUUUUUAAAACUAAUACUUCUAAAAUGGUGACAAACUAUUAGUUUCAAGAUAUCAGGAAAAAAGAACACACAGAUCAAACUCUGAACUGAAAGCGAAGCACAGCGGCCUUGAUAGACGCUCGUCUCCGAUGCCACGGGGGACAGAAGAUCAUGAGAAGCAGCAGUGAAAAUCUCCAAAACGUACUUUGGUAAAUUGGUCUAAUAUUCUUGCCUGUACCGAGGUGCAGUGAAGAAUUUUGUUUUGCAUGCAGAAGAUUUCAUUUUUAACAGUGCAUUGAUUUGUACAAGGGAAACAAGUGUUACAGUUACAGGGAACGUUUAAUGUAGCUGGACGGAAG
Hypanus sabinus (Atlantic stingray) is the source of this 2083-nucleotide messenger RNA. Its product is annotated as gastrula zinc finger protein XlCGF8.2DB-like. The coding region runs from base 254 to 1324 and encodes 356 amino acids. The record is from RefSeq and is a predicted model, not a curated record. The transcript is spliced from 3 exons. Gene Ontology annotation, cellular component: nucleus. Lineage: Eukaryota; Metazoa; Chordata; Chondrichthyes; Myliobatiformes; Dasyatidae.